UAGACAUUUUGAUACAGGUACCGCCACAUUCUUCGAGCGUCAUGCGAUUGCUCAAGUCGAUCAAAGACGCUGAUUACAGUGGCCUGAGACCGCCUCGCAUCAUCAUCGAGUUACCGGCCGAGCUCGACGCGUCCGUGAAAAAACACAUGGAGGAGUUCGAGUGGCCGCCAAACGGCAACGAGCACGGCCUCGGAGGCGGACUUACCAUCAGGCGGCGCAUCGCGGACAAUGGCCACAGCCAGCAAGAGUCGGCGAUACGCUUACUGGAGCUGUUUUACCCCGCGAGCGCCGCCAACUCGCACGUGCUUCUGCUUUCUUCACAGGCACAGGUCGCCCGGCAGUACUUUCACUUUAUCAAGUAUACUCUCUUGGAAUACAAGUACUCCGGAUAUGGCGCUCAUGACUACGAGGAUCUAAUGGGUGUAAGCCUUGAGCUGCCACCAAUGCUCUUGGACAACAAGGCAAGACUGGAACCCCCGGGGGUUGGUGAUAUGAACACAAAUCGAUAUAAGAAAUUGUUCCCGAAAGCUGAGAGCGCACCGUUCCUAUGGCAGGCUCCAAACAGUCACGCGACGCUGUUCCUGGGCGACAAGUGGGCCGAGCUGCACUCAUUCCUGAGCCACCGAGUGGCCAAAAAUCAAGGUCCAGUCAAGCAAGCCACUCGGAAGAAGCUGGUGUCAGAGACGUUACCAGCCUGGACCGAGUAUAUGCUCGAAUUCAUGCGAGCCCGGGGCUACUCACUGCUAUACCCCGCAGUCAUGUCUGAUGCACUAGUCACAAUACACAACGAGCUGUAUCAUGCUCCAGACGAGUUUAGUACGCCAUUGACAGUUACCAAUGAGCAAACACACACAACAGACAAGGAAGAAGCCUUUGUUCGCACGGAACAAUCGCCGCGGGCGCUCCAACACAUAGAGCCAUCUGCCAUGGCUGACGCAGUGCCUCUCCACCAAGCCCUGCCCUUUGAUGGCGAUCUUCCCGAAAUUCCCCAUCUACCACGAUUGCUUUACAACGGCCAGCACAUUCCAGCUGCCAAUGUGUCGGGGAUUGCACAAGCAUAUGCCGACGAUUUCCGCCAAGAGAUUGGUGGCUGUCAGCCGGUAAAAGGGAAGCACAGGAAGAGGAUCGAGGGCGAGGCAGGCGAUUUGUUUUGCUUCGGAAAUGAGGACAAGGAAGACUGGGAGGAGGAUGAGAGCAGAGAGAGGGAGAUGUUCAAUGCACCCAUUGACGACCAGCUGGAGAAGCUGCUCCUAGUGGAUGGACUGUCAACCAAGACAGCACCAGCAAAGGAUCAAGCGAUCACAGGGUCUGCGAAAGCGUCCGAUAACCACGUUGAUGGUGAUGAUGAUUUUUAGGGCAAAAAGCUCAGUAAGAUGUAUGUCGAAUACCAAUUAUUACUAUUCUCCUAAAUACCAUUUUGUUAUUGCCA
Bipolaris maydis ATCC 48331 is the source of this 1429-nucleotide messenger RNA. NCBI's taxonomy places the organism in Eukaryota, Fungi, Ascomycota, Dothideomycetes, Pleosporales, Pleosporaceae. The record is from RefSeq and is a predicted model, not a curated record.